AUGGGCGGUGUUCAAGCAAAGCCAGAGAGACGACCCGUUUUGGAGCGAAAGACAUCCUUUGCUAAGAAUCAUAGGAUUGUUCCCAUCAAUUCCGAGCCAAGAAUUUUUGAAGAGUUGAUGAGAUCGUAUCAGGCGGAUUGCAAAGAUGACAAAGAGUUGCAAGACUUCGACGCCGAACUCAGCUCCGGCGCCGAAGAAGUCGUCCGCAGUACCGGUCUUGAUCGGUUCAAGCAAUGCCUAAAGUACCUGACGCAUUCCAACGAGAAGAUUGUGAGGGUAAUCUUGUCAUGCAAAAAACAGAUAGUUGAGGCAGAGGGUGUGGGGGCGAGGAUGGUGAUGACGGCGAAUGAGCAGCUCUUGGAUCAAUUCUUGAUCAAGGAGUACUUCAACAAUAGCUUGCAGACACUUCAACUCUGCAGAUUGGAAUUGCAGGACUUUAUCAACUCGGCUCGUGAGGUCCAUUCAUGCAUUACAGAUGUGGUACUUGAUUGGGAAGUGUCGAAGAAGCUCAACGAGUCUCAGAAGAUGUAUCACCGUUCUGCGGAAGCAGUUGUUGCCAAGGUGAAAUCUCUGCGCGACCAACAUAGAGACAUGCUUGACAAGCUGAAAGAUCGAAUUGUGAAGUUUGAUAGGAAGCUGGAGCUUACUCGUACUUUAAAGAAGGUCGUAAAUGUGGUGUUCAUGGGUAUGUUGUCUGGUCUGUUUGUUUGCACCAUCAUGGCGGCGGCUAUGGCUGCUCCGCCAGUUGCGUCGGCCAUGACCUCUCAUCCAUGUAUCGCCGGAGUUGUUGCUGGUGGUGCCGUUGGUUAUGCUUUUUCGGCAGUAUUAAAAGAGGGACAACACUGGCUUCUGACUUUUAUUCAAGGUUAUAAAUCAACUCUGGAGGCACAUACGGGUGUAAUUAAGUCGAUGGAAGCCGGAACCCGAGACGCCAUUAAAGAGUUGGAUGACAUCAUGUGUCAUGUUAAUAAGGUCAUUGCAAAAGGGAACGAUCCAGUGUUGUCCAAUUUAAGCUCCACAAAUGAUGAGGGAAGAGUGGAUGUGGUUGAUCAGGAAGUGACGUCUAUUCUGGAAAAGCUGGCAGAGUUUGGCAAGGAAAUUGAGGAACUGGACGAGAAAAGAGAGCAGUGCCUCCGGGUUAUAGAGACUGCAAGGGAUAAGGUUCUAGGGGAAUAUGGCGAAUUGAAGAGUAGCCCAGUGUGGAACACGAAGAUCAAGAAGUAG
Molecule: messenger RNA, 1224 nt
Organism: Rosa chinensis
Lineage: Eukaryota; Viridiplantae; Streptophyta; Magnoliopsida; Rosales; Rosaceae
Product: UPF0496 protein At4g34320
Exons: 1
Coding region: 1-1224 (407 amino acids)
Source: RefSeq, a predicted model, not a curated record